AUGUUCCGCUUCAGCAAAACCCUCGACCCAAUCACCCUCUUCCACUCCCCCACCCUAGCCUCCUCAACUCGCACCCUCAACAUCCUCAAACAAGCCUCGGCAACGGCCGCCGAAACCGCAACAGAGGACCAGGCCAGCGACUACUCGACGCAGGCCAGGCAGCAGCGCGGCGAGUUCGAGCUGGAGGUGACGACGGAUGUGCCGACGCUGGACCAGCUGCGCAGCAUCCUCGACUACAUCUCGCCGGUCAGCGGGGUCGGCGGGCAGGGCGAGAAAACGACGUAUGCGGUGUCGGAGCUUGUGAAAGAGGCGCGCGAUGCGGAGGAUGCGUUGAAGAAGUUUAAGGAGGAUCAGGGGCGGUUUGUGAGACCUGUUACUGUCGACUGGGUCAACGGCCGCGCUGUUAUCGGCGAUGGCGAGUCCGAGAUCCUGCGUAUGGUGCGCCAGCUGCCGCAGAACUAA
Messenger RNA from Penicillium alfredii, 462 nucleotides. RefSeq lists its product as uncharacterized. The record is from RefSeq and is a predicted model, not a curated record. Lineage: Eukaryota; Fungi; Ascomycota; Eurotiomycetes; Eurotiales; Aspergillaceae. Gene Ontology annotation, cellular component: mitochondrion. The transcript is spliced from 3 exons. The coding region runs from base 1 to 462 and encodes 153 amino acids. Gene Ontology annotation, molecular function: oxidoreductase activity.